UUCUUUUUCUCAGUUUGACGUUUGACAUCAGUAAUAUGUUUGGGGUUGUAUCAAAACAAUAUUAUUCAAGGUCAAGGCGUUUCAAAACAAGUUGACAAAUUGAAGAGGAAAAAUGCCGAAACGAGCUCGUCAGUCUGAUGAAGCAGAAACCGCUGAACGAGCUAUUAAGAAGCAAAUUUCAUCGCAAAGCGGUGGAAUCAAAAUACGUGAAAUAAAAUCUCAUUCUUCAGAGAAAACAAUAAAUCAACUCUUCGAUGCAGCAUCUAAGAGUUCCUCUCAAACUAAGCCAAAUCAAUGUUCAUGUCCUACUGAUGAACAUCCUUUGGUGAGAUGUUAUUUCUGCGAUAAAAUGAUCUGUUCUAAUUGCUUGAGACCUUGUGAUAUCUGCAGGGAAAUUUUUUGUGAAAACUGCUCCUUCUUGAUGUAUGAUGAGCAGUAUGACUGUGUCUGCUAUUCUUGUAUGAAUAAUAAGUGAAUGCAGCAUUAUACAUCACAUGAAUAUUUGUGUCCUGUAGGAAGACCUGCUUGAUAUUAUUCGUUGUAGGAAAUGAGCUUUUUAAGUUGAUUUUAAUAAUUGUCGCUAAUGAUCUGAAAUAUUUCAUGGAGUAGCUACGUUAGAAACCAAAAAUGUCUAGUUGAAUUUUUUUUAGUUAUAUUUUAUUUUUCAUUAAGUAGUUUGUUGUAUAAUUGUUUGUGGAAGAUGAUCAAUAAAGACAUCACAAUCA
This is a messenger RNA of Harmonia axyridis, 725 nucleotides long. RefSeq lists its product as uncharacterized. The transcript has 4 exons. Bases 113 to 475 code for a protein of 120 amino acids. The record is from RefSeq and is a predicted model, not a curated record. NCBI's taxonomy places the organism in Eukaryota, Metazoa, Arthropoda, Insecta, Coleoptera, Coccinellidae.